UGGUCGCUCUGCAAGGCGAGUGUGGCGACGGUUCGUGUGUCUGUGCUUCGCGGUCUGCCGCUUCGUUGGCUCUUCGCGUGAUUUUCUAGCAUCAAAAUCUGUGAGUUUAGGAGGAGGUUUUAUCUGUGUGGUUUUUUGACGAGAAAUCUACUGUCGAAAUACAGCUUGAUCGGAAAAAAGUUCCAGGUACUGGAAAAAAAGUUUUCUGGACUAAACAUUCUGUGGAAUCCUGGAAGGCCUCAGCGUUCAUAGUUUUUAUUAUAAAAGUUUUCCAUAGGAAAAAUGUACAGCGAACACAACACUAAACCCGAAUUUCUCAAUUAAUAUAUUCUUUUUACGACGAAGUCGGUAAAUAUACUCGAGCAAUUUUUUCAGUCCCGGCAAUCUUUGCGCGACAAAAGCACAUAAAAUUAUGUAAAUGAUGAUGCGAAUACUGAAACGUAUGAUCUACCUAAUCCCUGGAUAUGCCGAAAUUUAACUUAAUGAAACUAUAUAAUGAAUAUAAAGUUUUGAAAGACUAAAGUGGCUAAACGAAAAUAAUUUGCAUACUGCAAAAAUUUCCAACUGGAAAGAUGAUAUUAGUAAAUAUUAAAAGACAAAAAAUAUUUUUGCUUCGAUUAAUAUCAUAGAAAUAAACAAAGUAAUUUCAGUUUACGUGUCCCAAUAAACUUAUACAAUACAGGCGUCUCGUUAAGGGAACUGACACUCUAUAUAAAUAACCCCGUUAUCCGCUGUGAUGCUCUAUGCAUUGAAUUAACUCUCGAAAUUAAGCUCUGUAAAUUACUUUCUGCGCAUUGAAUUAACUCGACUUAUUCUUAUCUGCACAAUUUUGUGAGCACUCAAGUAAAAUCUUUCAUUGCCGCACAAUUAAAGGCAGUUGAAUUUAUGCAGCAAUACAACGGUCUCAACCCAAACAAACUUCUGUAUUGGUGAACAGCUUGCGUGUGUUAGCUAUAGGGAGUGAGACAGAGAUAGUACCACUAUAGUGAGUAUAGUGUCACUCGCGACUCGGUGCCACGGUUGCGUGGUGAGCAGUGCCACGGUUGCGUGGUGAACAGUGCCACGGUUGCGUGCAUGAGCAGUGCCACGGUUGCGUGGUGAUCAGUGCCACGGUUGCGUGCACGAGCAGUGUCACGGCUGCGUGGUGAGCAGUGCCACGGUUGCGUAGUGAGCUGUGCCACGGUUACGUAUUGAGCAGUGCCACGGUUGCGUGGUGAGCAGUGCCACGGUUGCGUGGUGAGCAGUGCCACGGUUGCGUGCAUGAGCACAGAGCAGUGCCACGAAUUACGAUCGCUUCGUGUACAGUGAUAUUUAACAUUUUCUAAUUUUAACAGUGACACUCACGGUAGUGGAAUUGUGAUUAUAUAACUUGUUAUAAUAAAAUAAUCUUAACGAAAAAUUUUGUAUGAAAAACAGUGUCCUCUAAUUUUCACAGCGUGACUGGUGUGUAUUACAGCGUAUAUUGCGAACGUGUAUUGUGCGCCUUUUUGCAGUCUCUGGAACAUCAAAAAAGCGAAUGGGUGUAAUUUAGCAUGGAGACUUGGUUUCUAUGAUUAUAAAGUGUCACUCAACAGAAUUCCUAAAUAAAUACAUUCGAACCCAUACCAUGAAAAGCGAAUCCUAUCGCAUUCUCUAGCGCUCGCGACCCCACAAUCAACUCUCAACCCGCUACCAAGUUUGCGAUCAUGAAAAGCGAGAACACUUUGUCGUGGUUGAGUUGCGGCGACCCGUCGUCAGAUGGCGUACUGCCUGAAGACGAGCAACACGCCAAGAUGAUAAUCUGUUGCGCGGGCUGCGGCCGCCCCAUCAUGGACAAGUUCCUGCUCACUGUGCUCGACAGGACAUGGCACGCAGAGUGCGUGCGCUGCGUCGACUGCGGCAGCUCACUCACUGAGAAAUGCUUCAGUCGAGAGGACAAACUCUACUGCAGGAAUGACUUCUUCAGGCGGUUCGGGAAGAAAUGCUCGGGGUGUUUGGAAGGAAUCUCACCGUCAGAACUUAUACGCAAGGCACGCGAUCGCGUGUAUCACAUCAAAUGCUUCACUUGCUUCGUGUGCCGCAAACAGCUGUCCACGGGCGAGGAGCUCUACGUGCUGACGGCAAACAAGUUCGUCUGUAAACAGGACUAUACAGCCAACAAACUCAUGGUUGGCGACUGUGGGGUCACCGAUGAGGAGGACGAAGAACUGGACCUGAAACCCCCACUGCUGGAGGCAAACAACAACAACCCAGACCACAGCAACAACAACAGCAACUCUGGUGUUGCUUCCCACCUCGACUCCCCACACUCCAGUAGUCUUCCCCCAUUACAUUCAUCACUACCAUCCCCAUCCCUAGCAGCGUCCCCAUCACUCCUACAUGGUGGGAUGCUGGUGGCUAGACCAGGCACCCCUUUAGGGGGGCAUAUCACCCCAGCGUCUAAAUCUUCUGUCCUCCACGACUCCUUAACUGCCGGGGACACUAAACCUAACAUCAGUCUAACUUCCUACGCGCUGAGCGUAAGCAACACCCCCACCAGCGAGAAGGAGCCGGGCGCAUACCACGACUCCGACGCCUCAGAGAACGAGGCGAGCUCUGAGUCUAAGGACGCUGCUGCUGCCGGAGCUAAAGUCCCGGAUGAUGAAAAGGGUGGCAACAAAAGGCGGGGGCCUCGCACUACAAUCAAGGCGAAACAGCUCGAGGUGCUCAAAGUUGCCUUCAACAACACACCUAAACCAACGCGACACAUCAGAGAACAGCUCGCCAAGGAGACUGGACUGCCAAUGAGGGUCAUCCAGGUUUGGUUCCAAAACAAGCGCAGCAAAGAGCGGCGCAUGAAACAACUCACGUCGAUGGGUAUGCGUGCGCAUUUGUUCGCCAACCCGCGCAAGCUGCGUGGCAUGAGGAUGUCGCCGGGCAUGGAGGACGCAUACCAAUAUUACGGAGACGCUUUUGGUUAUCCGCCACAAGCUUUCCAUGACUUCUUCCCUGGCCAGGGACCACCCCACAUGGGCUUCCCUCAUGGUUUACCCCCCGCCAUGGAACAGCCCUUGCCUCCCGGCGGCCCCCUGAGUGACUUUGGGGCGCUGGGGAGCAUAGGCCUCCCCCCUCCCCCACCAGACACUCCCCACUUCCUAGGCCAGCCCUCCGACCUCCUGUCGCAGCGGUCUUCCCCGGAGGGAGGAGUGGGGGGAAUGUUACUCCCCCACGGGGGUCAAUUCGACCCUCAGGUGACGGAGGGUCUGGUUUGGUGAUGCGAAGCUGCGCCAUUUCGUCUCUUCAGCUCGUGACGGUCUGCGCAGUGACGUCAUCACCAUAGCUGUACAUGCCACCAACCCACGUGAAAGUCUUCAAACGCUGCAACAAUUGAAAUAAAAAACGCCAACAGAGCUGAGUUUUGCGUUAACUUUUCCCAGUAUUGCUAUUGCUGCGAAUACUUGCGGGCUAAGUUCGACUACAAGAGCGAGCGGCCAAUUUUAAUAAUUCAAUGUCACAUUGAAAGUUGACGUGUGAGAAAAAUUGUGAAUAUGAGAUGUUAUAUUGUAAGUUGAGGAAGUGAGCUAAAUGGACUCUUUUAAUUCUUAUCCUGAGUGACUUUCUUCGCGUUACGCUAUUAUUAGCGUUCCUCGAAUACAUUUCUGAAAAAUCUUGCGUAAAGUGCAAGUUGAUGGAACGUUCAGGCUCGCAUUUCGAGUAGACCGGAUAUAAUAUUGGUAAAUAUUAAUUUAUUAUAAUAUUUUAUACUAUUUUCGUAUGAAUAUUAGGCAAUGCAUAGCCAGAAUCAAUCUACUUAAUAAGUUUCGUUCCAUGUUGUCACGUGUGCUGAAUAUUCCAUCGAGGGCUGACGCCCAGUAACGUGACGUAUACAAGAUAUCCUUGUCGCUUUGGAGCCUGUUUGUCGCAUCAGGUCUGUCGCCCUUCAUCGGCUAUCUCUCGCAGGAGAACUUCGGAUGAUGGUUUCCGAGCGUGGAGUACACUUUCUAAAUAAUUGAAAAAAUUAAUCACUAAAUAAUUGAAAAAAAAUAAUCACCAAACAAUUGAAAGUGGAAUCACAUAAUAAUUGAAAAAUAAUCCCCAUCAGCAAGUCACCAGGCGUCGGGCGCCAGCACUUGGUGGCACAUCAGCUUACGUUAUAAUAUACAGUGGGGGGAAAUAAAUAUUCGUACACUUGAAAAAUC
This is a messenger RNA of Hyalella azteca, 4157 nucleotides long. RefSeq names its product LIM/homeobox protein Lhx1-like. Lineage: Eukaryota; Metazoa; Arthropoda; Malacostraca; Amphipoda; Hyalellidae. Gene Ontology annotation, biological process: regulation of transcription by RNA polymerase II; neuron differentiation. The record is from RefSeq and is a predicted model, not a curated record. Gene Ontology annotation, cellular component: nucleus. The transcript has 8 exons. Gene Ontology annotation, molecular function: RNA polymerase II transcription regulatory region sequence-specific DNA binding; DNA-binding transcription factor activity, RNA polymerase II-specific. The coding region runs from base 1686 to 3233 and encodes 515 amino acids.